Molecule: messenger RNA, 1791 nt
Organism: Closterium sp. Naga37s-1
Lineage: Eukaryota; Viridiplantae; Streptophyta; Zygnematophyceae; Desmidiales; Closteriaceae
Source: the annotation of a GenBank genome assembly
AUGUCUCUGUCGCUCGCCCUUACUUCCCCCCAUCGCUCACCCCUUAUCUCCCCGUUGCUCACCCCUCAUCCCCCCCCGCCGCUCAUCCCUCGUUUUCCGUCGUCGCUCAUCCCUCGUUUUCCCCCCGCCGCUCACCCCUCCUUUUCCCCCCUCUCUCAACCCUCAUCUCCCCCCUUCGCUCGUCCCUCCUUUCCCCCCGUCGCGAAUCCCUCAUUUCCCUUCCCCCCCCCCUCUCAUCUCCCUCAUUUCCCCGCGUCACUCAUCCCUCAUUUCCCCCCGUCGCUCAUCCCUCAUUCCUCCCUUCGCUCAUCCCUCAUUUCCCCCCCUUCGCUCAUCCCUCCUUUCCCCCCCGUCGCGAAUCCCUCAUUUCCCCCCUUCGCUCAUCUCCCUCAUUUCCCCGCGUCGCUCAUCCCUCAUUUCCCCCGUUGCUCAUCCCUCAUUUCCCCUCGUCGCUCACCCCUCAUUCUCCCGUCUCCCACCCCUCAUGCCCCCGUCGCUCACCCCUCAUGCCCCCGUCGCUCACCCCUCAUGCCCCGUCGCUCACCCCUCAUGCCCCCAUCGCUCAUCCCUCAUUCCCCUGUCGCUGACCCUUCAUUUCCCCCCUUCCCGCACUCUUUUCCCCCUCAUUUCCCGCCCCCGCUGUUUUCCCACAUCUCCCCUCUUCCCUCUCCUCCUGUCUUCUCUCACAUUUCCCCCUCUCCUCUUCACUUAUCCCAUCCCAUUUCACUUCCCUUCGCCCAUCUCACUUCUUCUACUCUCAUACCACGUUCCCCACUUUCAUCUUCUCCCCCCUCUCCCAUCUCCCUCUUCCUGCUCCCAUUUCUCUUUUCCCGACUCUCAUCUCACGUCCUUCCAUCCGCCCCCCCUCAUAUACCCGUUGUCUCCCUUUUGUUCCACGGCCUUGCGCUCUCCGUUCCUGCCUUGCUCUCAACCCAUUCAACAGCCCUGCCCUGUUUCCUCCUUGCUCCCCCAUCGUUCCAGCUGCUCUUGCUGCUCACGGGCAGAGGGAUCACCACCUCUCUCACCUUCCCCUAUCCAUCCACCCCUCUUCCCCUACCCCCCCCGGGACCCACCCCGUUGGCAUCCUCACCAUGCCCCUUCUGUCAGGCAUUGGCCCGUCCCUGUCCCCCUAUCACCCUCCGCCACUUCAUUUCUGUGUUCAGUUGGCCUGUCCCCUCAUCCCUAUCCGUUUCAGAAAUCUCACCCUGUCCCGUCCUCCCUCAUCCCGAACUGCUUGAGCAGCCUUGGCCAUCCCCUCCUCAACCCACCCCGUUUUUCAACCUAUCAUGUCCCUCCUGUCAGGCACUGACUCACUGGCCUUGCCCCGUCCCUGUCUCCUUAUCAUGCUCGCCACUCGUCCCUCCCCACCCGCUGUUGUUCAGAUGGCCUGUCCGGCUGUCCCCUUGUCCCCACCCGCUUCAGUCAUCCCACCGUGUCCCUUUGUCCUCCUUUGUCCCGAACUGCUCUAACAACCUUGCCUCUCUCACCUCCUUUACUCCCAACGCCUUUGCAACCUCAUUACCAUGUGUCCCGUCUGUCAGAAUGGCGGCCACGCAGGAGUCGGUGUGUAGGCGCUGCAGAACGCUGUUUAAGCGGGAAGAAAACAGCCAAGAGGCGUGCAGAUUCCACCCCAAGAUGUUUGUGAGCCGCAAGCAUGACGACCAAAAGAGGUACUAUGAGCUGAAGGACGGCGAUCCGGAGUACCCUGCUCGUUUCUACGACUGCUGUGGUGCUGAGGAUCCCAGUGCCCCUGGAUGCACCAGUGCUUGCCAUGUGUCGUAUGAUGAUUAA